AUGACCUAUUCUGUGAGUGAGCCUGGCGAGAACCAGACCAUUUCUGAUGGGUUCAUCCUGGUGGGCUUUUCCUACCUUAACGAGCAGCAGAUCCUUCUGUUUUUGCUGCUUCUGCCCACCUACCCAAUGGCCCUGGUGGGGAACCUGCUCAUUAUCCUCCUGAUAAUCCUGAACUCCUCUCUCCACACCCCCAUGUAUUUCUUCCUGGUGAACCUGUCUCUCUUGGAAAUCUGCUGCACCACCAGCGUGACCCCUCAGCUGCUGGUUCACCUGCUGGUGGAGCAAAAGACCAUCUCCUUUGUGGGCUGUAUGGUCCAGAUGUUGGUCUUCAGCACCCUGGGCCUCGCAGAAUGCUGCCUCCUCGCAGCCAUGGCCUACGACCGCUAUGUGGCCAUAUGCCGCCCCUUGCACUACACAACCAUCAUGAGCGGCCGGGCGUGUGCGCUGCUUGCAGGGGCUUCAUGGACCAUUGGCCUCUUAGCAGAAUCAGCUGAGACCACGUGGCUCUUCAGCCUGCCCUUCUGUGGCUCCAAGCGCAUCCCCCACUUCUUCUGCGACAUCCGGCCAAUAGAGAAGAUGGUGUGCGCCGAUACAUGGAAGAACGAGAUCCUGGGCUUGACUGUUUCCGCGCUGUUCAUCAUGGGCCCUUUUGUAUUGAUAGUCCUGUCCUACAUCCUCAUUAUCUCCACCAUCCUCCAGCUGCCGUCGGCAGAGGGGAGGCAUAAAGCCUUCUCCACCUGCUCCUCCCACCUCAUGGUGGUGACUUUACUCUAUGGAACUUGCCUUUCAGCUUAUCUAAAACCCAAGUCCAGCUACACACCAGAGAGUGAUCAUUGGAUUUCCCUCCUGUACACUGUUGUCAUACCCAUUUUGAACCCCAUAAUAUACACGCUGCGGAACAAAGAGGUGCAUGGCGCCUUCAGAAAGUCUCUAGACAAGAGUGUCUUUUCCCACAACUAGAGAAAUUAGGGAAGGAAAACGAAAGUGAGUUAAUUGAUACAAUGGAAAAGAGGGGAAAUCACUGGCAUUUUCCCAGAUAUUUCCUCAAGCUGUUCAUUUUGUUAACUGAAAUUUGCCUUUUGCAAAACUUUUACUUGUAGUAAACCCUUCUGGUGUAUUGCAGGAGAAAAUGUUGUUACCAAAAAAGUUAAUCUAUAUAAGAGGGAAAUCUAUAUAAUCUAUAGAAGAGGGCAG
Messenger RNA from Pelodiscus sinensis (Chinese soft-shelled turtle), 1194 nucleotides. Its product is annotated as olfactory receptor 10A4-like. Gene Ontology annotation, cellular component: membrane. Lineage: Eukaryota; Metazoa; Chordata; Testudines; Trionychidae. The record is from RefSeq and is a predicted model, not a curated record. Gene Ontology annotation, biological process: G protein-coupled receptor signaling pathway. Gene Ontology annotation, molecular function: olfactory receptor activity; G protein-coupled receptor activity.